CGGGGUCCGGCAGGAGAUUCGGCUGGGUGUGUUAAUUGGGCACACUCCACUUUUUGAAGGUUUUGUCCAGUUAGCAGUCACCAUGGUUGCCCUGUCGUUGAAAAUCUGCAUCCGGCAAUGCAAUGUGGUGAAGACUAUGCAGUUUGAACCAUCAACUGCAGUCUAUGAUGCCUGCCGGAUCAUACGGGAGAGGGUCCCUGAGGCUCAGACAGGUCAAGCACUAGAUUUUGGCCUGUUCUUAUCAGAUGAAGACCCAAGGAAAGGAAUCUGGCUGGAGGCUGGCAGGACCCUGGAUUACUAUAUGCUGAGGAAUGGGGAUGUUCUGGAAUAUAAGAAGAAACAACGACCACAGAAAAUUAGAAUGCUGGAUGGAGCCGCAAAAAUGAUUAUGGUAGAUGACUCAAAAACUGUAGGGGAACUUCUAGUGACCAUAUGCAGCAGGAUAGGAAUUACAAACUAUGAGGAAUAUUCUCUAAUCCGUGAGACUGAGGAGAAGAAAGAAGAACCAACAGGAACUCUAAAGAAGGACAGAACUCUCCUCAGAGAUGAGAAGAAAAUGGAGAAACUUAAAGCUAAGCUCCAUACAGAAGAUGAGUUAAAUUGGCUGGAUCAUAGUCGCACAUUUCGGGAGCAGGGAGUUGAUGAAAACGAAACAUUACUUCUCCGCAGGAAGUUCUUCUAUUCAGAUCAGAAUGUAGAUUCCAGAGAUCCAGUGCAACUGAACCUACUUUACGUUCAGGCUCGUGAUGACAUUCUGAAUGGCUCUCACCCUGUGUCUUUUGACAAGGCCUGUGAGUUUGGGGGAAUCCAAACACAGAUUCAAUUUGGACCUCAUGUGGAAGCCAAACAUAAACCUGGAUUUUUAGACCUGAAAGAGUUCCUUCCUAAGGAGUAUAUCAAACAAAGAGGAGCAGAGAAGAAACUAUUCCAGGAACAUAAAAAUUGUGGAGAAAUGACUGAAAUAGAAGCUAAAGUGAAAUAUGUGAAACUGGCUCGAUCUUUACGGACAUAUGGAGUGUCUUUUUUUCUAGUGAAGGAGAAAAUGAAGGGCAAGAAUAAGCUUGUGCCACGACUUCUUGGAAUCACCAAAGAUUCAGUAAUGAGAGUCGAUGAGAAAACAAAGGAUGUAAUUCAAGAGUGGCCACUCACAACUGUUAAACGCUGGGCUGCCUCUCCAAAAAGCUUUACUUUGGACUUUGGUGAGUAUCAGGAGAGCUAUUAUUCUGUGCAGACCACUGAAGGGGAACAGAUAUCACAGCUCAUUGCAGGGUACAUUGAUAUCAUCCUCAAGAAGAAACAAAGUAAGGACCGAUUUGGACUGGAGGGAGAUGAAGAGUCUACAAUGUUAGAAGAAUCUGUUUCUCCAAAAAAAUCAACAAUUCUUCAGCAGCAGCAAGUUACCCGUCCCGGAAAGCUUGAACAUGGCACAGUUGCACUACCUGCUAUUAUACGCUCAGGAUCCAGUGGCCCAGAGACUUUUAAUAUGGGUACUAUGCCAUCUGCACAGCAGCAACUUACUACAGGCCAGAUGCACAGAGGUCACAUGCCACCCCUGACUUCAGCUCAGCAGGCUCUGAUGGGAACCAUUAAUACCAGCAUGCAUGCAGUUCAACAAGCACAUGAUGAUCUGAGCCAGGUGGACAAUCUGCCACCGCUGGGACAUGACAUGGCUUCCAGGGUCUGGAUUCAAAACAAAGUGGACGAGUCGAAACAUGAAAUUCACUCCCAGGUGGAUGCCAUUACUGCGGGAACAGCAUCUGUAGUGAACCUGACUGCAGGGGAUCCGGCUGAGACUGAUUAUACAGCAGUAGGCUGUGCCAUCACCACAAUUUCUUCUAAUUUGACGGAGAUGUCCAAAGGCGUAAAAUUGCUGGCUGCUCUUAUGGAGGAUGAGGUCGGAAGUGGGGAAAAGUUGCUUGGAGCUGCAAGAACACUAGCUGGGGCUGUUUCUGAUCUGCUUACUGCUGUACAGCCAUCUUCAGGAGAGCCCCGUCAGACUGUUCUUACGGCAGCUGGCAGUAUUGGACAAGCAAGCGGAGACCUUCUACGACAGAUUGGCGAAAAUGAAGCAGAUGAGAGGUUCCAGGAUGUGUUAAUGAGCCUGGCGAAAGCCGUAGCCAAUGCAGCUGCCAUGCUAGUCCUAAAGGCCAAGAAUGUAGCACAGGUGACUGAAGAUACCGUACAGCAAAACAGAGUGAUUGCUGCUGCUACUCAGUGUGCCCUCUCUACUUCCCAGCUGGUGGCCUGUGCUAAGGUGGUUAGUCCAACUAUUAGCUCACCAGUGUGUCAGGAGCAGCUGAUUGAGGCUGGAAAGUUGGUGGACCGAUCAGUAGAUAACUGUGUACGUGCAUGUCAGUCAGCCACUGAAGAUCUUGAACUACUGAAGCAGGUCAGUGCAGCUGCCAGUGUGGUCAGCCAAGCGCUUAAUGAUCUUCUGCAACAUGUCCGCCAGUAUGCUAGUCGCGGGGAACCCAUUGGACGUUAUGACCAGGCUACAGACACAAUAAUGUCAGUCACAGAAAGCAUCUUCAGCUCUAUGGGUGAUGCAGGAGAAAUGGUGCGUCAAGCUCGAGUGUUGGCCCAAGCUACAUCUGAUCUUGUGAAUGCAAUGAGGUCAGAUGCAGAAGCUGAGCUAGAUAUGGAUAAUUCCAAGAAACUACUUGCAGCUGCCAAGCUGCUGGCUGAUUCCACAGCUCGUAUGGUGGAGGCUGCAAAGGGAGCUGCGGCAAAUCCUGAAAAUGAAGAUCAGCAACAGCGACUUAGAGAAGCAGCAGAGGGACUAAGAGUGGCUACUAAUGCAGCAGCCCAAAAUGCCAUUAAGAAGAAGAUUGUGAACAGGCUUGAGGCUGCUGCUAAACAGGCUGCAGCUGCUGCUACCCAGACCAUAGCAGCCUCGCAGAAUGCUUCGGUCUCCAAUAAAAAUGUAGCAGCCCAUCAACAACUGGUUCAAAGCUGCAAGAUUGUUGCUGACCACAUUCCUCAGUUGGUCCAAGGAGUGCGGGGAAGCCAGGCACAAGCUGAGGAUCUGAGCGCUCAGCUAGCUCUUAUUGUGUCCAGCCAGAACUUCCUACAGCCUGGGAGUAAGAUGGUAGCUUCUGCCAAGGCUGCAGUGCCUACAGUGGCCGAUCAGGCAGCAGCCAUGCAGUUAGGUCAGUGUGCGAAAAAUCUUGCUACCAGCUUGGCUGAGCUACGUACCGCAGCACAGAAGGCUCACGAAGCAUGCGGACCUAUGGAAAUCGAUUCAGCUUUGAAUGCUGUUCAGACUCUAAAGAAUGAGUUGCAGGAUGCUAAGAUGGCAGCUACAGAUAGCCAGUUGAAACCUCUUCCAGGGGAAACGUUGGAGAAGUGUGCCCAAGACCUUGGUAGCACAUCAAAGACCGUUGGUUCAUCCAUGGCUCAGUUGUUGACGUGUGCUGCUCAGGGAAAUGAACAUUACACAGGUGUUGCUGCAAGAGAGACUGCGUUGGCUUUGAAAACUUUGGCACAAGCAGCUAGAGGAGUUGCAGCUUCCACUAGUGACCCACAAGCUGCCAGUGACAUGUUAGACUCAGCGAGAGAUGUGAUGGACGGGUCAGCUAAUCUCAUUCAGGAAGCGAAACAAGCACUUGUGGCUCCAGGGGAUGCAGAGAUCCAACAGAGACUUGCCCAGGUGGCCAAGGCAGUAUCUCACUCGCUGAAUAACUGUGUGAAUUGCCUUCCUGGGCAAAAGGAUGUAGACAUGGCCUUAAAGAGCAUUGGAGAGUCCAGCAAAAAGCUUUUGGUGGAUUCGCUUCCUCCAAGUACCAAGUCUUUCCAGGAGGCACAGAGUGAACUAAAUCAGGCAGCUGAGGACCUUAACCAGUCUGCUGGAGAGGUGGUCCAUGCUUCCCGUGGCCAGAGCGGGGAGCUGGCAGUCGCUUCUGGAAAAUUCAGUGAAGAUUUUGAUGAGUUCCUCGAUGCUGGUCUUGAAAUGGCUGGACAGACACAGAAUAAAGAUGACCAGGUACAAGUUAUAGGGAAUCUGAAGACAAUCUCAAUGGCAUCUAGCAAACUGCUUCUUGCAGCAAAAUCUCUUUCUGUGGAUUCUGGGGCUCCAAGUGCCAAAAAUCUUCUAGCAGCAGCUGCAAGGGCCGUGACAGAGAGCAUAAACCAACUGAUCACCAUAUGUACUCAGCAGGCUCCAGGACAGAAGGAAUGCGACAAUGCUCUGCGUGAGCUGGAAACGGUAAAGGGGAUGCUGGAGAACCCCAAUGAGCCAGUCAGUGAUCUAUCCUACUUUGACUGCAUAGAGAGUGUGAUGGAGAACUCUAAGGUACUUGGAGAAUCCAUGGCGGGAAUCUCUCAGAAUGCCAAAACGGGAGACUUGCCAGCAUUUGGGGAGUGCGUGAGUGUAGCAUCUAAGGCAUUGUGUGGUCUUACAGAGGCUGGAGCCCAGGCGGCCUACCUGGUAGGUAUUUCGGAUCCCAAUAGCCAGGCUGGUCAGCAGGGGCUUGUUGAUCCUAUUCAGUUUGCCAGAGCCAAUCAAGCCAUCCAAAUGGCAUGCCAGAAUCUAGUUGAUCCUGCCAGCAGUCCAUCUCAGGUUCUGUCAGCUGCCACAAUAGUUGCCAAACACACAUCCGCACUGUGCAAUGCCUGCCGAAUUGCAUCUUCCAAAACAGCCAAUCCCGUGGCAAAGAGGCACUUUGUCCAGUCGGCCAAAGAGGUGGCGAACAGUACUGCCAAUUUAGUGAAAACCAUCAAGACCUUAGACGGAGAUUUUUCAGAUGAAAAUCGUCAGAAAUGCUGCACAGCCACUGCUCCUCUCAUUUCAGCUGUGGAGAACUUGACUGCUUUUGCAUCCAACCCUGAAUUUGCCAGUAUUGCUGCACAAAUCAGUGCAGAGGGGUCCAAUGCUCAGGAACCCAUCUUAGUAUCUGCUGUCACUAUGCUGGAGAGCUCAUCAUCACUUAUAAAGACAGCGCGUUCUUUAGCUAUCAAUCCUAAGGAUCCACCAACAUGGUCAAGCCUGGCUGGUCACUCGCGUGUUGUGUCUGACUCAAUCAAGAGCUUGAUAACAUCCAUCAGGGACAAAGCACCAGGACAGAGGGAAUGUGACCAGUCCAUUGAUAGCAUCAACCGAUGUAUUCGUGAUAUUGAACAGGCAUCUCUUGCUAGUGUCAGUCAGAACCUGGCUAUGAGAGAUGAUAUAUCACUAGAGGCUCUCCAAGAUCAACUUACAUCUGUAGUUCAAGAGAUUGGUCACCUUAUUGAUCCAACUACCACAGCUGCACGAGGAGAAGCUGCUCAGCUCGGGCACAAGGUCACUCAACUUGCCCGCUACUUUGAACCUCUGAUACAAGCUGCUGUUGGUCUGGUUUCCAAAAUUCUUGACCAUCAGCAGCAGAUGACUGUGCUGGAUCAAACCAAGACACUGGCAGAGUCUGCAUUACAGAUGCUCUAUGCUGCUAAGGAAGGUGGAGGUAAUCCAAAGGCAUCGCACACGCAUGAUGCAAUUGCAGAGGCAGCCCUGCUAAUGAAAGAGGCAGUGGAUGACCUCAUGAUUACCUUGAAUGAGGCUGCCAGUGAAGUAGGCAUGGUCGGAGGCAUGAUAGAUUCCAUUGCAGAUGCCAUGAGCAAGUUGGAUGAGGGCACGCCACCAGAACCCACAGGAACAUUUGUGGACUACCAGACCACAGGUGUCAAAUACUCCAAAGCUAUUGCAGUAACCGCACAAGAGAUGAUGACCAAAUCUGUCACAAACCCAGAAGAGCUUGGUGGUCUUGCAUCACAAGUAACCAGUGACUAUGGAAAUCUUGCUGUCCAAGGUCGCAUGGCAGCAGCCACAGCUGAGCCCAAAGAGGUUAGUAACCAAAUUAAAACAAGGAUCCAGGAUUUAGGACAUGGCUGUAUAUUUUUGGUGCAGAAAGCUGGAGCAUUACAGAUUUGUCCAACUGACAGUUACACUAAACGGGAAUUAAUUGAAUGUGCCCGGGCUGUGACAGAAAAGGUUUCCCUGGUUCUAACUGCUUUUCAAGCAGGUAACAAGGGGACACAGGCCUGCAUUACUGCAGCCAGUUCAGUAUCUGGUAUAAUUGCUGAUCUGGAUACCACCAUCAUGUUUGCCACUGCUGGCACACUCAACUCAGAAAACAAGGAAUCCUUUGCUGACCACAGGGAAAACAUCCUUAAGACAGCCAAAGCUCUUGUAGAAGACACCAAGCUACUGGUUUCAGGUGCUGCAUCUAGUCAGGACAAGCUGGCACAGGCUGCCCAGUCAUCUGCUAACACUAUUACACAACUGGCAGAGGUGGUGAAGUUGGGUGCAGCCAGCCUAGGAUCUGAUGAUCCUGAAACCCAGGUGGUGCUAAUCAAUGCAAUAAAGGAUGUUGCCAAGGCUCUAGGAGAUCUAAUAGGAGCCACAAAAGGUGCAGCAGGGAAGCCAGCAGAUGAUCCAUCCAUGUACCAGCUAAAAAGUGCAGCUAAGGUCAUGGUGACAAAUGUUACAUCCCUGUUAAAGACUGUGAAAGCUGUGGAAGAUGAAGCCACACGUGGUACUAGGGCUUUGGAGGGUACAAUUGAGCACAUCAAGCAGGAGCUGACUGUCUUCCAAUCCAAGCAAGUUCCUGAAAAGACAACUUCUCCAGAGGAAUCAAUCCGGAUGACCAAGGGAAUCACCAUGGCAACAGCAAAAGCCGUGGCAGCUGGAAAUUCAUGCCGGCAAGAAGAUGUCAUUGCUACUGCCAACCUGAGUCGAAAAGCCGUCUCCGAUAUGUUGACAUCCUGCAAGCAAGCAGUUUACCACCCAGAUAUUAGUGAAGAGACAAGGCAACGGGCUCUGAAAUAUGGAACCGAAUGUACCCAGGGAUAUCUGGAGAUGCUAGAGCAUGUGUUGACUGUUUUACAGAAACCCAGCGCAGAGGCGAAGCUUAAGUUGUCUGGCUAUUCAAAGCGUAUUGCAUCUGCUGUAACAGAACUUAUCCAGACCACAGAAACUAUGAAAGGCACAGAAUGGGUGGAUCCUGAAGAUCCCACAGUGAUCGCUGAAACAGAGCUGCUUGGAGCUGCAGCUUCCAUAGAGGCAGCUGCCAAAAAACUGGAACAGCUUAGACCACGAGCCAAGCCAAGACAGGCAGAUGAAACACUGGACUUCGAGGAACAGAUCCUGGAAGCAGCAAAGUCAAUUGCAGCCGCUACGAGCGCGCUAGUGAAAUCUGCUUCAGCGGCUCAGAGAGAGUUGGUGGCACAAGGCAAGGUUGGAGCAAUUGCCGCUAAUGCAGCUGAUGAUGGCCAGUGGUCCCAGGGACUCAUAUCCGCUGCCAGGAUGGUGGCUGCAGCAACCAGCAACUUGUGUGAAUCGGCCAACGCCUCAGUGCAGGGCCACGCCAGUGAGGAGAAACUCAUCUCCUCUGCCAAGCAAGUAGCAGCAUCUACUGCCCAACUUCUGGUCGCCUGCAAGGUGAAAGCUGACCAAGACUCGGAAGCCAUGAGAAGACUUCAGGCCGCUGGGAAUGCUGUGAAACGAGCCUCUGAUAACCUGGUCAGAGCCGCUCAGAAAGCUGCGUUCAGCAAAGCUGAGGAUGAUGAUGUUGUGGUGAAGACAAAGUUUGUGGGUGGAAUUGCACAGAUUAUAGCAGCUCAAGAGGAAAUGCUAAAGAAGGAGAGAGAGCUAGAAGAAGCCCGGAAGAAGCUGGCCCAGAUCCGCCAACAACAAUAUAAAUUCCUACCAUCCGCCCUGAGAGAGGAGGAGAGCUAGUGAAAGCACCAGACCUGAGACAUGGAAACAAUCCACUCUGCAGCAGGCAGGGACAGAACCACAGCUGGAAUCCACCCUCUAAGUCGCCCACUGGAAUCCAAAGCCACUAAACAAUAGAGGGGAGGAGUGUGGGUUGCCCACUCCAAAGACAAAGCAGUAUUAUCUCCCAAGGUGGACAUACCCAAAUAUAUAAAUAAAGUAUAUAUAUAUGUAAAGAUAUAUACAGCUGCA
This is a messenger RNA of Nanorana parkeri, 7942 nucleotides long. It is a transcript of the gene TLN2, whose product is annotated as talin 2. Gene Ontology annotation, biological process: cell-cell adhesion. The transcript has 58 exons. Bases 83 to 7711 code for a protein of 2542 amino acids. The record is from RefSeq and is a predicted model, not a curated record. NCBI's taxonomy places the organism in Eukaryota, Metazoa, Chordata, Amphibia, Anura, Dicroglossidae. Gene Ontology annotation, cellular component: ruffle; plasma membrane; cytoskeleton. Gene Ontology annotation, molecular function: integrin binding; structural constituent of cytoskeleton; actin filament binding.